Gongylonema pulchrum is the source of this 348-nucleotide messenger RNA. Lineage: Eukaryota; Metazoa; Nematoda; Chromadorea; Rhabditida; Gongylonematidae. The record is from the annotation of a GenBank genome assembly.
AUGGCUAACUCACAUAACGUCAAGAACACUCCGCAUUCAUCUUGCCAGUUGCUGCGCAAGUCGGAUCUGGAACCCUGUUUCUGGAUAAACCAAUAUGUUCAGACUGGUUACCGGCCGACACAUCUCUCCUCGACGCAGACACUUCAGUGGAAUAACGAGACGAUUAACAUUUGGACUCAUUUAACUGGCUUCUUUUAUUUCACGUGGCGUCAGUAUGUUGCAAACAUAUGCUUCCUUCCGGCAACAAAUGCCUUCCCAAGCGACUAUCUUAUUGUUACCGCAUGCUUACUGGGCUUUCAGGUUUUCUUUAUCUCCCCUUCUUUCAAAUCUUACAAGUCCGAGCUCUGA